AUUUGUCUUGGGAUAGACUGGAAUUGACGCGGCAAGUUCUAAUAAUAGCAUUCCUUCCUCAAAAGGUUCAGUGCUGUCCAACUGGUGAAACAUGCACCAGUACCCCUACAAAUUAAAGUGCUACAUGCUCACCUCACCUCAAACCCCUCUCUCUCUCUAACUUCUCGCAAUGUUCAAUGCCAUCUCCCUCUUCCUCCACCUCUCUCUCUCCUCUCUCAUCAUCACCACCCAAUCCACCACUCUCCCCUCAGAAAUUUCAGCUCUCCAAUCCUUCAAAUCCUCAAUCAAACCCUCCACCGUCCCCUCCUACUCCUGCUUAGCCUCCUGGAACUUCACCUCCGACCCAUGUUCUCUCCCUCACAUCACCCAUUUCACCUGCGGACUCACCUGUUCCAAAUCGUUCCGAGUCACCCAACUCACCCUCGACCCGGCGGGUUACUCAGGAACUCUCUCUCCCCUCAUCUCCAAACUCACCCAACUCACUAUUCUUGAUCUCGCCGACAACAACUUCUAUGGCCCAAUCCCUUCCUCUCUCUCCUCUCUCCACAGCCUCCAAACCCUUAUCCUCCGAUCCAACUCGUUCUCUAACUCAGUCCCACCCUCGAUUGCCAAUCUCAAAUCUCUGCAGUCCAUUGACUUUUCUCGGAAUUCUCUUUCUGGGUCUUUACCAAAUGGGAUGAACUUCAUGAUUAGCUUGAGAAGACUCGAUCUUAGCUUCAACAAACUCACUGGGUCACUCCCCAAAUUACCACCCAACUUAGUCGAACUCGCUGUAAAGUCCAAUUCUUUAUCUGGGCCUUUGUCUAAAUCGUCCUUCGACGGGUUGACUCAGUUAGAGGUGAUCGAACUCAGUGAAAACUGGCUCGCCGGAACACUGCAGCCCUGGUUCUUCUUCUUGCCUGCACUCCAACAGGUCAACCUGGCGAAUAACAGCUUGGCACGUGUCGAGAUCUGGCAGCCCACGAAGGUGAACAGCGAUCUCGUGGCCGUUGAUCUGAGUUUCAACAAGAUUGAAGGGAAUUUGCCGAUCAAUCUGUCGGGUUAUCCUCUGCUGUCGUCUAUGUCGCUGCGUUACAACCGGCUACGCGGACCAAUCCCGGGGGAGUUCAGCAAGAAGCAGUCACUGAGGAGGUUGUUCCUCGAUGGGAAUUUCCUAAAUGGGACACCGCCUGGGAAUUUCUUCUCCGGCGUGUCGUCAGUUUCCGGCAGUUUGGGGGACAAUUGUCUAAGCAGUUGUCCGGUUUCUUCGCAGCUUUGCUUGAAAUCACAGAAACCUACGUCCGUUUGCCGCCAAGCAUAUGGUGGGAAAUCUAGGUCUUAGUAUUGGACUGUCAGGUCGUGUUCUUAGUAUCUUGUGAGUGGAUCAGGUGCGGCGACUUGCAUGGGAAGGUUCUUGUGCUCGCUCGCAUAUGUGAGCGACGAGAACCGUCCGAUGCAAUGAAAAGGAUCUAAACUCGAUUUGUUAUAUAUAAUAAGUUUUGUCUUAGUAUUCCGUAUUCA
Cornus florida is the source of this 1500-nucleotide messenger RNA. Its product is annotated as leucine-rich repeat receptor-like serine/threonine-protein kinase At1g17230. The transcript has a single exon. Lineage: Eukaryota; Viridiplantae; Streptophyta; Magnoliopsida; Cornales; Cornaceae. Bases 170 to 1321 code for a protein of 383 amino acids. The record is from RefSeq and is a predicted model, not a curated record. Gene Ontology annotation, molecular function: protein binding.